GUAGAACGUCGAGUUGCUCAAGCAAAGAAUGAAAAUCAAAAUUUAGUUCAAUUUGGUCAAUAUCGAGAUCCACAUUUUGAUUAUAGUAAUUUCUUGCAUGGUUCAGAUUUUCAACCACGAAUUGUUGAUAAAGGUGAUAAUAAAAAACAACUUGAAAUAUCUAUUGAAAUGAAAAAUUAUAAACCAGAAGAAAUUAAAGUAUCAGUAAAGAAUAAUGAAUUGAUUGUUAAAGGUGAACAUCGACAUAAAGGUGAUAAUAGUUUUGAACGAUCAUUCUUUUUCAAAUCAACAACAUUACCACCAGGUACACAAGUUGAACAAACUCAAUCAUAUUUUACUGAUGAUGGUCAAUUGAAAAUAGAAGCACCAUAUGUUGAACAAAAAGAAGCUACAAAAUCUGUUGAACAGAAAGAAGCUGCAAAACUUGUUGAAGAACAAAAAAAAUAA
This is a messenger RNA of Rotaria sordida, 447 nucleotides long. The record is from the annotation of a GenBank genome assembly. NCBI's taxonomy places the organism in Eukaryota, Metazoa, Rotifera, Eurotatoria, Philodinida, Philodinidae.